Messenger RNA from Drosophila suzukii, 3063 nucleotides. Lineage: Eukaryota; Metazoa; Arthropoda; Insecta; Diptera; Drosophilidae. The record is from RefSeq and is a predicted model, not a curated record.
GUUAAGUUCCCAUUAAUUUGUACACACAAUUAGAAAUGUUUUGAACUACGUAGAAAAAUGAGUGAAAAUAUUAAAGUUGUAGUUCGCUGUCGCCCUAUGCACCGAAGUGAAAAUGAAAACAAGUGUGAAAACAUUGUUGAAAUAAAUGAGUAUGCAGUUUCCGUGACAAAUCCUUCGGCUCGCCUCGCUCCAAAAAAAAUGUUCAUUUUUGAUAGUGCUUAUGAUAUGAUUACGAAAACUGAAGUGAUUUAUAACGAAAUGUGCUAUUCAUUAGUAGAGAGCACUAUCGAGGGAUAUAAUGGAACCAUUUUUGCUUACGGCCAGACAGGUUGUGGAAAAACACACACAAUGCAGGGCAACGAAAAUUUAAGAAGCGGCAGUGGAAUAAUUCCUAAGUGUUUUGAUCACAUAUUCGAGACAAUAUCAAUGGCAAAUAAUGUCAGAUAUUUGGCCCUCGUAAGCUAUUUGGAAAUUUACAAUGAAAAUAUUCGAGACUUGCUCAAUACAAAUGAAAGUACGAGCAUGAUAAAUCAUUCUCUUAAAGAAAUUCCAGGUAUUGGUGUUUCAGUUCCCACGCUGACCACGCAUCCCGUUAUUAAUGCAAACCAGUGUUACGAUUGGUUAAACUUGGGAAAUAAAAACCGUGUUACUGCAGCGACGUUAAUGAACGAAAAAAGCUCCCGUUCGCACACUAUAUUUACUAUUACUUUGGAACAAUCUCCAUUUUUUAAUAGUAUUGCGACAGAGAAUGACUUAAGAGGAAUACGCCGAGGAAAAUUAAGCUUAGUUGACCUAGCAGGUUCAGAGAGACAGCGUAAAACUGGAGCUCAAGGAGAUCGACUUAAGGAAGCGUCUAAAAUUAAUUUAUCACUUUCUGCCUUGGGAAACGUAAUUUCAUCUUUGGUUGAUGGUAAAGCAAAGCAUGUACCGUUUAGGGACUCAAAACUUACACGUCUGCUCCAGGAUUCCUUAGGAGGCAAUACAAAAACUUUAAUGAUAUCCUGUAUCUCACCAUCAGACAUAAGUUAUGACGAAACUAUAUCCACACUCAGGUAUGCAAGUAGAGCGAAGAAUAUUUCAAACAGACCCAUAAUCAAUGAAGAUCCUAAAGAUGCAAAGCUUCGUCAGUACCAAAAUGAAAUAUUACAUUUGAAAAGAAUGCUUGAAGAGACUCAACAAAAAAUGCUUUACAGAAAUGAUGAAAAAAUUAAAUCAAUUGAGUUACCUAUGGCAAUUUUAAAUGUUACAAAUCUUAAUUCAAGGAAAGAGGAUCAAAUAACUGAAUCAGGUGAAGAUCCCGAUGUACCGCUAAAAACCAUAAACUCAAUAUCAAUAAAGCCAAGUCACUCUUCUUUUCAAUCAAAAGAAGAAAUGCAAUUGCAAGCCCGAAGUCGCAUCGACUUCAUUAAACGCACUUUAGUUGGAGGUGAACGUGUUGAUGACUUCAAACUAAAAGAACAGCACAAAGCUAGAAAAUUUGCAGCACAACGUCACUUAAGUGCUAUCGCCUAUGCAUUAAGCAGAGUUAAAUGUGAGGACCGUGACCUCUUGCAGGGACAUUAUGCUACUAUUACCCAAGAAAUAAAUAUAAAAAAUAAUCACAUUAAAAACUGUGAAGAGAAAAUAAAAAUGCUUGAAAUGGAAGUUUCCGAUUUAAGUUCAGAGUUUCAGCUGGAUAGAGAGGAUUAUUUAGACGAAAUUCGAAAUCUCGGCCGUCAUAUAAAGUUUUAUCAACAAUUGGUUUAUAAAUUGAAUCCGAGUUUUCAAAAAAAUGGCAAAAACUGGACCCCGGAUAUUGUAAUGCGAAAUUCUUCAUGGAAUGAUGACCUUAAAAUUUGGCGGAUUCCAGAGAUCGAUUCACUUAAACUUCCCCCGGCUACUCCAAAAUCAGGAUUUCAUCGUAUUCAUAGUUCAAUUAUCGAUAGUAAUAACGUAAAACAUAUAAACUUUAAAUUCAACCGAGACGCUAAGGCAACAGAAAAAUAUAUUGACUUUUACAUUUAACAAAAAUGGAUUACUGGGCCACUGAAACAAGAAUUUGGAUUGUCCGCCGCUAUCACGCACUAGAGUCCGUAGUUUCGGUUCAAAGAGAGUAUAGGCGCACGUUUGACGGCAAUCCUCCGAGCAGUUGGACCAUAAUGAGACUUGUAAACAAUUUUGCCGAGCAUGGGACAGUCAACAGAAGACCUUACCAUCGAAACCCUUCGGUUCGAACGGAGGAAACAAUCACAAAACAAGCCACGUGUUUCGACAAGAAGCUUACCUGCUCAUAUGGGCGUAAGCAGACAGUCAUUACAGUCCAUUAUGCACAAAAAUUUGGACUUAUUCCCAUAUAAAAUUCAAAUGGCCAACAAACUGAACGCUGCAGACUUGCCGAUUCGCUUGGAAUUUUGCCAGAAGAUGCUUCAAAUGGUGGAAGAGGUUGGAAACAUGUUGAACUGUCUUUUCAUGUCUGACGAGGCCCAUUUCGAUUUAAACGGCAACAUAAACAAACAAAAUUGACGAAUAUGGAGUGCUUCCAACCCACAGAUACUCCAUGAGACGGAAUUGCAUCCACUUGGUGUCACAGUGUGGUGUGCAGUUUCAUCACGCUGCAUUGUCGGGCCCUACUUCUUCGAAGAAAACGGUUACACCGUUACGGUUACUGGAGACCGUUACUUGAGCAUGUUGAGAGAGUUUUUUUAUCCAGAAUUUCGCCCAAAGAGAAUUUCUUUCAACUCUGUGUGGUUUCAGCAAGAUGGUGCAGCUCCUCACAUAGCCCAACCUGUUAUGACAGAAUUGCGACGAAAAUUUCCCAAUAAGCUGAUAUCCAGAAACUCCACAUUCCAUUGGCCACCCAGGUCGCCUGACCUUACUGCACCUGACUUUUUCUUGUGGGGUUAUUGCAAAUAGGAAGUCUACAAAACAAAACCAACAAAUUUGAAUGAACUAAGGCAAUCCAUUCGAGAAACAAUUGCGGCUAUUCCUGUCUCAACUCUCCAAGCAGUAAUGAACAACUUUUUGGUAAGAUGCCGCACAUGCAUCAACGAGCAGGGGGGGGCAUUUAAAUUCCAUUAUAUUUAA